GUGGUUCCUCACCCAAAUCAUUCGUACCCGAUCUGUCGACUGCGGCACCGCGAGGACCGGAGUUUUACCCUCGGACCGGGUUAGCUGAUUCCAUAUGCAGAUGAUUUUUCGAACCGGUCUACACUGAAACGGAUCCAUUUCAACGCAUUCCGGAUUAUUUGUGAAAAUAACGGAUCGUUUUUGUUAAAGAUGCGGCCCGUUCUGCUUGUUAUGAACGGAACAGGUAAUAAAUGAGCGUGUUUGGGUCUGCGAUGAUGAAGAUGGUAGAGUGACGGAUGGCGGAUGUGAUGAAGAUCUCCGGUUCGUCGCUCCAGUUCUGAAUCACCAUGGCCCGGUCCGUGAGGAGACUGCUCCAUCUGGUGCUGUUCUGGCCUCUGUCUAAAGGCCUGCAGAGUCGCCUCCCGACCAUUAAAGUGAAAUACCUUUUUCUUGCCUGGCUGGGCAUCCUCAUCGUCAGCUGGAUCAUCUACAUGCAGUAUGCAUCAUAUGCCGAACUCUGCCGUGGACAUGUUUGUCACAUGAUCAUUUGUGAUCACUAUAGAAGGGGGGUAAUUUCAGGCUCCUCCUGUAAGGCUUUGUGUGAUCAGAAAACUCUGAGCCUGCACCGCUGCAUGUCCACCUCCUCAACACACCAGGUGUAUUUUGGACUUUGGAAGGAGAAAUCUGUGGUCAUCAAAUGCAGCACUGAGGAUCCGGUGGACCCAAACAUAGGGCUAGACGCGGUGGUGCGACCAGAGAGGAGUUUGUUUGACAAGCCGACACGUGGAACUUCUAUGGAUGAGUUCAGAGAGAUGCUCCACAGCUUCCUCAAGGCUAACCUUGGUGAACAGUCAUCUCUGAGUAUGCUGGUGGACAGGGUCAUUGCUCUGGCUGACAUUAACCAAGAUGGAAAAGUGUCUCUGGCAGAAGCCAAGUCUAUCUGGGCUCUUCUGCACAUCAAUGAGUUCCUCCUGAUGGUGGCUCUGCAGGAGAAGGAGCACACCCCCAAGCUGCUGGGUUUUUGUGGAGACCUUUAUGUGACGGAGCGUGUGAGCCACAGCUCCCUCUAUAGGCUGGAGGUCCCUGUUUACCUCCAGGCUGUCGUCCCCGAUACCCUGAAAUCCAGUCUGAACCACUGGCUGGCUCCAUCGUGGCCCCGCAGGGCCCGCAUCUCCAUCGGCCUGCUGGAGUUUGUGGAAGAGGUUUUCCACGGCUCAUACGGCAGUUUUCUGAUCUGCGACGCCAGCCUCUACCACGUUGGCUACAACGCAAAUUAUGACUGCAAAAUGGCCGACCUGCGCAGCGUGGCAUCAGAGGCUGCUGUUCGAGCAUUUCUGAAGGGUCGCCGCUGCGAGAGCAAUGCAGACUGCACUUACGGCCGGGACUGCAUGGCCACUUGCGAUCGACUGGUGAAGCAAUGCAACACAGAGGUGGUGCAGCCCAAUCUGGCAAAGGUGUGUGUGCUGUUACUGGAUUUUCUGCUGUUCGGAGCUCCGUCUGAGCUGCAGGGGGAUCUGGAGAAACAGCUUCAAACCUGUGUGACCCUCAGUGGACUGGCGAGCCAGAUGGAAGUCCACCACUCGUUAGUUCUGAACAACCUGAAGACAUUACUGUGGAAGAAAAUCUCUAACACGCAGUACUCCUGA
Messenger RNA from Nematolebias whitei (Rio pearlfish), 1625 nucleotides. RefSeq names its product divergent protein kinase domain 1B (gene dipk1b). The record is from RefSeq and is a predicted model, not a curated record. The transcript is spliced from 5 exons. Bases 327 to 1625 code for a protein of 432 amino acids. Lineage: Eukaryota; Metazoa; Chordata; Actinopteri; Cyprinodontiformes; Rivulidae. Gene Ontology annotation, molecular function: calcium ion binding.